CCUGCUCCGACUUAUGCCACCGUCCUCCCAUUCGUAGCCACUGCGUCAAGGAAUCUUUUACUGGAUCGCCUUUGUGGGAAACCAGUACCGACGCAGGAUGGUGAUACCCUCGUAUUGGAGCCACGGAAUGUCGUGCACACAGGGACGGUCGUCGAGUCUCUGAAAAUGCUGCCCAUCGAAAGUGGCGAUGGCUUUAGAAUCACGUCUCGGUAUGUAAAGGGAAAGCAUGAUGACGGCGGCAUAUAUUUGACGUUAGAAAACACCAUCAUCGACAACGAGGGCGUGGUUUACGCCAAAGUCUAUUCUACGACAUACAACCCCGGGGCCCGACUCUCUGAACAGGAAAACCCUCCCGACAUCAUCGGCAUACCGGAAGGGCAAACGGCACCUACACGAGCUCCAGACCACAUCGUUAGGCGUGAAGUAACCCAACAGCAAGUUUUCAGUUUUCAGAUGAGCGGCGACUAUGAGCUGGCUGACAUUGACCCGCGACUGGGAGAAGUAGCUGGCGUAGGUGAAACCGUUGCCCAUCGACUUGAGACUUUUGGCAUUUCGGCACGUGCAAUACUAGCAGUCGUCGCUGCAGGCGAUGCGCGCAAAUUGGCAUUGUUUGGUGCACAGUACUCUUCGCCUGUCCACAUAGGCGACUCGCUGGAGAUUCGCAUGUGGACGUCAUCCCAUGUAACGUCAAACACCCGCGAAGUUGUCUUCCAGACUUUGAACGCCGUAACAAGAAAAGUAAGCCGAUAUUCAUGCGAAAGUCCAAUGGCGUGUUUAGUCCAUGCUUUUCGUGCCUUGUGGAAUGCAGUUUCGUUUGCCCUUGAUGCUCACGCCUACAACAGGUCGUACUAG
Molecule: messenger RNA, 852 nt
Organism: Schizophyllum commune H4-8
Lineage: Eukaryota; Fungi; Basidiomycota; Agaricomycetes; Agaricales; Schizophyllaceae
Exons: 5
Cellular component (GO): peroxisome
Source: RefSeq, a predicted model, not a curated record